This is a messenger RNA of Trypanosoma brucei brucei TREU927, 354 nucleotides long. RefSeq names its product zinc-binding protein (Yippee), putative. The record is from RefSeq and is a predicted model, not a curated record. Gene Ontology annotation, cellular component: ubiquitin ligase complex. The transcript has a single exon. Lineage: Eukaryota; Euglenozoa; Kinetoplastea; Trypanosomatida; Trypanosomatidae. The coding region runs from base 1 to 354 and encodes 117 amino acids.
AUGGUUCAACGCAUCCGCGUGUUGCAUUGCGGGGUGGACAGUUACGGUUGCGGUCACUGUGGUGCAUAUUUCUGCGACAAGAGUGACGUCAUCUCUCGUAAUUUUAAUGGGAAAUUUGGUAAAGCUUAUCUUGUGAGUCGUUGUUUUAACUUUUACUUCGGACCGGCAGAAGAGAAGGAGUUGAUGACGGGAAAGCACAUCGUGCGCGAUGCUUUCUGUUCUAACUGCGAUAGUUACUUUGGCUGGACGUAUGACUUUGCCUACGAGGACAAGGAGCGGUACAAAGUUUCUCGGUUUGUAGUAGAGCGCCAACUCUUGCAGGCAAUAGCGGCGGGGCCCGCUGCCGGCUCGUGA